Paramecium sonneborni is the source of this 372-nucleotide messenger RNA. The record is from the annotation of a GenBank genome assembly. Lineage: Eukaryota; Ciliophora; Oligohymenophorea; Peniculida; Parameciidae.
AUGCUAAGACAAUAGGCGAUUAAGAAAAGACAAGUUUCUCCAAAUGAAUUGUGGGAAAAAGCUAAGCAAUGUUGUAAUCUCUUAGAAAACUCAAAAGUUGAUUCUUAGAAUUUAAUUCAUGUGUCUCACCUAAAUGAUUAAAUUUUAGAUAUAUCACAACCUCCAAAACCAAGAAAUGUGUAUUUCAUCUCACCUCACAACUCUGAUACAGAAAUCAAACAAAAGAAACUGAUCUCGAUUCAAAAGCCCUUAACAAUCUUAUCAAAAGACUUAGGUUUGGUAGAGUGCAAACAUAAACUAGAUCUUUGUUUCGAUCUACAUAGAGAAUGCAAACAUCAUCCAUAGGCAAAUAGAUUUAAAAGAUUGAAUUGA